UCCAUAUUCAAAAUUUGUAUUAUCCCUUCAUUUGAAAAAUAAUAAAUAAUUCAUAUAACUAAUUUCCAUUUUCUUAUUUUUUUCUCCUGUCACCUGUAAUUUUGCUGACAGAAAGAAAAACAAAAAUAAAAAUGGAGCUCAAUCUGCUUCACCACCCACUCAAGCCCAAUCCUUUCCUCAGCCACUCUGUUUCUACCCUCGCCGUCGUUGGGCAGCGAAAACUUACAUCUUAUUUGUUAAUUUCAGGAAAGAGAUACUCCUGUAAUAAUGCAUCAAUCUUGGGAUGCCGCUGUUCUUUGCCGUCGCCGGCGGGCCCUGUUCGAAGUUCCCCUUCGGAGAACGAGGGAAGAAGGGCACUAAUGGGUUAUCUCUUCGCAGCAGCUGCUGGGAUUUCAUUCUGUGAAGCUGCUCGUGCUGUGAGCACAAGCAGAAGAGCUCUUAGAGGAGCCAAAAUACCUGAAAGUGAAUUUAAAGCCCUCCCGAAUGGUCUAAAGUACUAUGAUUUGAAAGUUGGCGGGGGACCUGAAGCUGUCAAGGGAUCUCGGGUUGCAGUUCAUUACGUAGCCAAGUGGAAAGGCAUCACUUUUAUGACCAGUAGACAAGGUUUAGGAGUUGGUGGUGGAACGCCUUAUGGAUUUGAUGUUGGUCAGUCUGAGAGAGGAACAGUUCUUAAAGGAUUAGACUUGGGAGUUGAAGGCAUGCGGGUCGGUGGCCAGAGGUUGCUAAUAGUACCUCCUGAGCUUGCUUAUGGGAAUAAAGGUGUGCAGGAAAUUCCUCCUAAUGCAACAAUUGAGCUGGACGUUGAACUACUGUCGAUUAAGCAAAGCCCAUUUGGCUCUCCUGUUAAAGUGAUCGAAGGAUAAUAAUUGGCUUUUGUUCAGGCUAGCGAUUCUCGGUGAACACAUUACAUUAAUGAUGCACAUAGUUUCCUUUAAAGUUAUUGACAAACUGGAAAAGUUGUCUCAUUGUGAGGAGUAUGCUAUUCUAUUUGAAAAAAAAAAAUAAUAAUAAUAGAAUGUAACGAUUCUAUCCUACUUGUCGAUUGGUGCUUCGUAUUUCUAUGUGUCGAAUUCUGUGUUUUGUAUUCUUUGUGGUUAUGAGUAGAUUUUGAAUUCUAUCGAACUUUUAAAAUUAUAAUCAUUUGACCAUUUUAAACUAUAAAUAUAUU
Striga asiatica is the source of this 1168-nucleotide messenger RNA. NCBI's taxonomy places the organism in Eukaryota, Viridiplantae, Streptophyta, Magnoliopsida, Lamiales, Orobanchaceae. The record is from the annotation of a GenBank genome assembly.